GUCACAGCGCAGUCCCCGCCCCGCCACUUCCGGUCCCGCCGCCGGGAGCCGGUGCGGCUGUGAGGGCUUUCGCGUCUUGCAGCCGUCGCUGGUCGGGCAUGGUGUUGGAUGCCGGCCCGCCUCGCCUGACUCGCGGUGCUCAGAAGAAAGGCGGCAGUAAUGCUGACGCUGGCAAGCAAGCUGAAGCGGGAUGACGGUCUCAAGGGAUCCCGGACAUCAGCCUCCACAUCGGACUCUACUCGGAGGGUUUCUGUGAGAGACAAGCUGCUUGUUAAAGAGGUUGCAGAACUUGAAGCUAAUUUACCCUGUACAUGUAAAGUACAUUUUCCUGAUCCAAACAAGCUUCAUUGCUUUCAGCUGACUGUAAGCCCAGAUGAGGGUUACUACCAGGGUGGAAAAUUUCAGUUUGAAACUGAAGUUCCUGAUGCCUACAACAUGGUGCCUCCCAAGGUAAAAUGCCUGACUAAAAUCUGGCACCCCAACAUCACAGAAACAGGAGAAAUCUGUCUAAGUUUACUAAGAGAACAUUCAAUUGAUGGCACUGGCUGGGCGCCCACUAGGACAUUGAAGGAUGUUGUUUGGGGAUUAAACUCUUUAUUUACUGAUCUUUUGAAUUUUGAUGAUCCACUGAAUAUUGAAGCUGCAGAACAUCAUUUACGAGACAAGGAGGAUUUCCGGGACAAAGUGGAGGAAUACAUCAAACGCUAUGCCAGAUGAUAAGAGGAGAGAUUACAGGUCUGAGGACUUGGUCACAGUUGUCUCUGAUGUGAAACAGCUCGAGGUAGCCCACCUCCCCAUCCUCAUACUCCCUGUCAGCCCCUUGGGAUUGUCCCAGUCUUGCGACCAUGUUGUCCUGAAGAAGACCAUCCUCCUGACUACACAAUACAGCAAGAAAGUGUGUCUGGGCCGCGAGAGCGUUGUCUGCUUCCCUUAACAUGUUUACUGAAACUCUACUGUCUAGGCUGUGGGAUUCCUCCGAAGUUGUAAUGAACUCACCAUUGAGGAUAGCGCUUGCUUCCCUUCCCCCAACAAAAUCCACGUCCUGCACAAGUGAUGUAAUGACACGUUUGGUGUGACUGGCAGAUUGGCAAUAAGAAACCCGCUAUAAACUGUGAUUGGAUGCACAUUCUCUUAGCUUCUUCCACGAAUGUUGGCCUGCCUAGAUGUGAAGCUGCCCAGAAUGCAUAGUCAUUCACUGUAGAUCUUACUGAAAUGCGUAUUUUAUUUAAUGUAAGUAUAUUUUGGAACAGAUUUGUAAUUUGUACAAUUUGAUGCUUUAAUUAUUUUUUCUAUUCUCAUUUAGUUUGUAUUUUCAUUGUAUAGAGCAGACACAAAGAUCCUGGGUCAAGCAACUCUUGAAGAGAAAUACAAAGAGACCAUGAAAGGCACAUUUACUCAGUCUCUCCAGAUGCAGCAGGAAUCAGGCUCUUAGACAGCAGCUCUACCUGCUGUCCACAUGUGGCAAGGAUGUUUUGGAGACUUAGAACCUAGCCUGAAUGAUCAAAACCAAAGGCAGGAAGGCAUCUCUCACAUGCUACCCAGACACAGCAGGCUGAGCUUCCUAAGCAAGGGUCGUGGCUGAUUCCACUGUUGUGAUAGUGUGAGCCGGGGCUUCCUUAACCGAGCUCUGUCUUUGCUGUCCAGCAAGAGGAAAUGCCUGGGGAGUCAGCUCAGUCUUUGGUGCUGCCAAGACUGCACUGUGACUGUCUUCUGACUUGUGAGUGGUUCCAAGCCCGAACAGGCUAGGCGGCAGCAGCAGCAGCAGAUGCCAUACUCAGUCAGGGGGAGCACUUCAGGGUCAGCCCUGUAGAGAGACUGGUGGAUUUAGUCUAGCUUUAGACAUUUAAACCAGUGAAAUCUAAUGCAAAAUAAAUGCAUGUCUGGUUUUAUUCAC
Molecule: messenger RNA, 1894 nt
Organism: Onychomys torridus (southern grasshopper mouse)
Lineage: Eukaryota; Metazoa; Chordata; Mammalia; Rodentia; Cricetidae
Gene: Ube2f
Product: ubiquitin conjugating enzyme E2 F (putative)
Exons: 10
Coding region: 160-717 (185 amino acids)
Biological process (GO): protein neddylation
Cellular component (GO): nucleus
Molecular function (GO): NEDD8 transferase activity
Source: RefSeq, a predicted model, not a curated record